Molecule: messenger RNA, 1968 nt
Organism: Papaver somniferum (opium poppy)
Lineage: Eukaryota; Viridiplantae; Streptophyta; Magnoliopsida; Ranunculales; Papaveraceae
Product: protein PHLOEM PROTEIN 2-LIKE A10-like
Exons: 1
Coding region: 406-1683 (425 amino acids)
Source: RefSeq, a predicted model, not a curated record
GUGUAGGCUUUGUCUUCUGUUUCAAACUCCAUUCCUAGUACUCCAUACUCCAUUCCCAUUCCAUUCCCAUUCCCCAUAAUAAUAUCAAAACCGAUAUUUGCCCCUUUCCUCCUGUUAUUCUUGGAUCACAUAUUAAUAAAAUUUCAAUGCGUGCGUUGACGUAUGCCGAUUUAGAAAUUCUCAAUCUACAGUUCCCAGACGGGCUAGUGAGACCUGCAAGAAAACCCUAACUCUGCAAUCGUAAUUACACAGGUUCGUCUUCUUCGAUUCACUUAUUUCUCAGCUUUGCAAUUCAAUUCCUUUCUCAGAUCCUCGUAAAUACAAAUACUUCAUAGAUAAGUUCGAGAAAUUUGUUGUUUAAAACCUUAAGAAAAACAAAAACAAAACCCUAGAAUUCAACAAAUUAUGGAUAUGCAAAUUGUGCAAAGAGGUUUAGAUUUUUCUAGGAGAAGAAAAAAAUGGUUAUUGUUACUUGCUGCGUUUGGUGUAACUGGGUACGGGGCUUAUAAGGUUUAUUACUUGCCAUCUGUUGUUAAGAAAAGAAAGAGAUUGUGGAAACUCAUUGAAGCCUUAAUUUCUGUUGUCGAAGUAGUUUCUGAUUCAUCUGAGAUUAUUGGGGUUGUUUCUAAGGAUGUAAAACAGUUUCUUCAGUCUGAUUCUGAUGAAAUUCCCACAAGUUUGAAACAAAUUUCGAAAAUUGCAAAAUCAAAAGAGUUUUUGGAAUCUUUGAUCAGGGUUACUCAAGGGUUGACUGUGGGGAUUUUGAGAGGGUACAAGUUUGAGAGUAAAAAUGAUGGUGAGUCGCAAUCAGGUUCUGAAUUUACGGAUAGGAUUAUGGAUAAAGUUUUCUCAGCUGCUGGUACUGGUUUUGCAUCUGUUGUUGUUGGUAGCUUUGCGAGGAAUUUGGUCAUGGCUUUUUAUUCUGAUGACGAAUCUGGAGGUUCCAAGACUGAUAUGGAUUAUCAAUCUACACCACAAUGGGUAAAUGUUGUUUGCAGUGAUAAAUGCAAAGAUCUUAUAGCUGAUAGCAUUCAGUUGUUUGUAAGUACAGCAGUUGCUGUUUAUCUCGAAAAAACUGAGAAUAUUAACUUUUAUGAUGAGGUCUUCACUGGGAUGACAAACCCUAAGCAUGAAACAAAAGUUAGAGACGUAUUGGUUACUCUCUGCAAUGGAGCUGUGGAGACACUAAUCAGAACAUCUCACCAAGUGAUGACAACGUCGGAUUCGAAUUCAAAUUCGAACAUGGGUUCUAGCUCUGUGUCAUCGCGAAUUGAUAGAAGUGAAGGUCCGAGUAUGUAUGGGAAUGAGGAUUUAUACAGAGAAGCAAUGAUGAGAGAUUUGGAAGAAAAAAAUUCGUCUCAGGGUAUUGAAAACAGUGGAUGGUUCGGUAAGGUGUCAUCUACAUUGGCGGUUCCAAAGAAUAGGAAGUUGGUUCUUGACGUAACUGGAAGAGUGACAUUUGAAACAGUUAGAUCCUUCCUGGAUUUCCUGAUGCGGAAAACAUUGGAUGGUGUCAAAAGAAGCUUUGAUGUUGUUCAUGUGGAGAUUGUUGAGAGGGGUUUAGAUGUGAUGAGAUAUAUUAGUGCAAAGUCUGCUCUUAUUGUUACUGUAUGCUUUGCUUUUUGUCUGCAUCUCGUCGGCGGUGCCAGGGUAUUGCUGCCAGCCUCACCAUACUCAUAUUGACUGACACGGUGGAUUAGCGUCCAGAAAUUUCAGGUUCUCCGACUUGCCUCGCGGCAAGAAGGUUAAAGUUCUAUUUUAUGUGUAUUCGAAUGCUCACCUGUGCUUGUGAUGGUAAAAACAGAGGGCAAUAUUAUUUAGGAGGUGAAUCAAAUUCUUUGCUCAAGAUUGUACAUUAAAUACCUAUAGACUAGAAAACUAUGCAUAUUGAGCAUGCUUAAAUUUCAGAUUUGUAAUCUGUACGUCUUUAUAUUGAUAAAUGAUAAUGGUGACCUCUCAAUUAUAUGA